CGUCCUUCUUCGCAAUCAAACGACAUUUUCCUGCGCCGUGUGCUGGCAGCGCUGUUUGGAGAAGGUAGCAUCAUGGCGUCUGGAGCAGGAGAGUCGUCCGGUGGACACGAUGCAGAAUUGGACGAAUUAUUGGACAGUGCGCUUGAUGACUUUGACAAAGCAGCUGCACCUCCAGCACCUGAAACUGCAGCUGCUUCCUCUUCAGCCAGCGGCGGUGCAGAGAAGCCACCCCUGCUUGAAGACUGCAAGCUCUUUGAGACUCUCUUUGAGGGGGACAUGGCUACUCAAGCCAGGGAGGAGUGGGAGAAAGCCAUGACGGAGCUGGCCCAGGAGGAGCCAGAGCUGCUGCAGCACUUCCAAAAACUGUCAGAGGCCGCAGGCAAAGUUGGUACUGACACUGCCUCCCAGCAAGAAUUCACUUCUUGUCUUAAAGACACUCUCCGUGGCCUGGCCAAAAAUGCAGACAACCUGCAGACUACAGGACUUGCUGGAGACGACCUUGUCAAGGCUCUGGAAGGCCUGGGGUUGGAGGAGGGAGCUGAUGGAAGUGGUGAGGAGGGAAACAUCCUUCCCAUCAUGCAGUCCAUCAUGCAGAAUCUUCUCUCUAAGGAAGUGCUUUAUCCAUCUCUCAAAGAGAUAACUACCAAGUACCCAGAGUGGCUGGAAGCCAACAAGCCAAGCCUAAGUUCAGAAGACUACCAGCGCUACGAGCAACAGGCCAAGAUCAUGGGAGAGAUUUGUCAGCUGUUUGAGAAGGAGGAGGAGGGAGCUGCAGAUAAAGACAGCACGUUUGAGAGCAUCAUGGACCUGAUGCAGAAGCUUCAGGAACUUGGCCAGCCCCCCAAAGAGUUAGCAGGCGAUGCGCCUCCGGGGUUUAACUUUGACAUGGAGUCCCUCAACCUCCCAGGAGGCCCCGGGGCCGGUGCAGCAGAACAGUGCUCCAUCAUGUGAUGAGGUGGCGUCGUAGUCCAUCAGGAACAGCGGAAGGUCACUCUUAGUGUGUCGGCUGCAGGAAGGGUUGACUGAAGCAAAGGUCAGGCAGGAGUGUGACCGAACCGUCGAUACUGUUCUCCCUCAAAAGACGAAGAAAAAGGAACAUAAACAACAGGAGGCGGCACAAAAGCACCAACAGGAACCACACACAAACACUCUCUUCUCUGUAAAAUCACUGAGCAUUUGAACAUCUUUGUAUUAGUUUGUCAGUGGCUGCCAUAGAUUCCUUCACGGUUUAAUUUUAACAGAAUUUCUACAAGAAUUAAAAUCACACUGCUGUUUUUUUAAAUUCUGUUUAGCCUAAUGGUGAAAUCUAUCAAGUGACUUCACGGGUAUGAGCAGUGCCUUUGCAAAAUAACUUUGAGCUAUGGUUUUAGGUCUCAUCAUAAUUCUGCUAUCGUUCAACUGAGCACUUCAGAUUAUAGUUAGAAAAUAGUUUGCAAAUUCAUCCCAGGUUUGUACCAAGUAAGUGAUCGUUAUUUUGGUAUUUUACUAAACCUAAAAACUGUACAGGACUGAGCUUAGCACGUGGACUAAUAAUAUGCAAGAAAACAGGAUAAAGUGUGUGUACAUUUGUUAAUUAUUUAAAGAAUUAAAAAGACGACAGAGGAGUUAACGCCUCACAAAAGAUUCCCAACAGCAACUCAGCCAGCUAAGUUUAACAAGAGCCAUUCCCUGUGUGUUAUUCCCCAUUCCUGAGUAUUGAUUUGAAGUGAUUGAGAUGAUGAUUCCCGGAUGCCUUUGCUGUGGUUACAGUGAUCAUUAUAGUGUAGUUACUGUGCAAAGUGCUUCACCUGUGAUUCCCAGUGUUUUUAAUGUGCAGAGUGAUGUUUUCUUUGGGUAUGGGGUCCCUGCGAGGAAAGAAAAACACCCAAGUGAUAAUUUGGAGUGUUUAUCUUCUGAUAGCGUGAGCGUAUGUCCAUUAAAAGUACAUCAUGUUUCCAGAAGCGGGCAGAGUAGUAAACAUCACAUGAGGAGGAAAACAUGCCAAUAAUUCAUGCAGGUACUCUGCUGGAGAAGACAUCAACAGCCUGAUGUUAGCACUUUUUUGGCGGUGGUUGCUGGGUUUGUUUACCCCAGUGGACAAACGGUUACCUCUGUAACUACAGAGAAAGGUCUAGAAAUCACACAAGCGUCAGCCCAUCAAUAACUGUAUGAUACAGGGGUACUGUGAAAGGACUCGGUCAGCCAUGCACUGAACAGAGAUCAGAUUUACAUGAAACACAGCCGAGGCUGCUGUGGGGGUUUAUAAAGACUCGUGGUUUUCAUCACGGGGUCCGAUCUAUUCAACUCUCAGGGCUGAUGAAAAUGUGUCCACGGCACUGUUAAAAAAAUGCAACCUGUUAUUUGACACUAUUUAGUUUUGUAAAUAUAUGAAAUUAAAUAAUGAUGCAAUGCCAUA
Acanthochromis polyacanthus (spiny chromis) is the source of this 2395-nucleotide messenger RNA. RefSeq names its product peroxisomal biogenesis factor 19 (gene pex19). The record is from RefSeq and is a predicted model, not a curated record. Bases 73 to 951 code for a protein of 292 amino acids. The transcript is spliced from 8 exons. Gene Ontology annotation, cellular component: peroxisomal membrane; peroxisome. Lineage: Eukaryota; Metazoa; Chordata; Actinopteri; Pomacentridae. Gene Ontology annotation, biological process: protein import into peroxisome membrane.